AUGGAUCAACAUAUUCAACGCGGCCGGUCGCCUUCGGCUGGCCAUCAAAGCCAACACCAAAACCAACACCAGCAACAUCAUAUAAACCAUUCUCUCUCUCCCUCGCCCACACCCUACCAGCAUAACGAUCCAUCCAUAGGUCUCGGUCUCACUCUCGACCAGUCCGCCCAGCAUUCUUACGAUUCCUUCAAUAAUUCGAAUUUCCUAAGUCCUCAGCAAUCACCUUCUUUUCUCCCUCCUACGCACCAGCAACACCAACAGCAGAACAACUCUUUCGCCCAGGCCAACCUGUCCGACCCCGCUAUCCUCGACCCCAAUAACACCGCUUCAUUCGGCCAACAGCCUGCGCAGCCAGCUUACCUGUCACCCAACCUCAACGAUAACGACUUUUCUCUCUUCCCAAACACCAGUGCUGCCGGCGAUCAAUACAACGCUCCUCUGUUUGACCAGUCUACGCUCAACCCUAACGACAUGAAUACCAUGGCGCAAGGGCAUCACUCGCCUACCCCUCCUCACCUAUUUCAGCACGAUGCUCAGCAACCGGGUUCUGCUCACCAGUCGCCUGCCUUCAACCAGCACCGGUUCUCCUCCCCGCCCAGCCACUCGCGGCAUGCUUCUCUAGGCCCGGGCGACGCUCUGCUCCCAAACCAAAUAGCCGAUUGGAGCCAACCUCAAUUCCAGGGCCAUCGUCGCACACCAUCCGAGUACUCGGACGUCUCGUCGGUUGCUCCAUCGCCCAACCUCGUUAGUGCGGAGUCUUUUGAAACUGAUUUGGGCGGGCACUCGCCUGCUCAUCGUCCUUCAGAUGGCGGUUCAUACCAGGAGUUGUUGAGCAUGGGUAACUUUAGUCUCUCUGACCCUCAAGUCGGUGGUAGUCCUGGUCAUCAGGGCCGUAGUCCUUCUCAUAGUCCUGCUAUUAGUCCUCGCAUUGUUCCUCAGCAGAUGCCCGAUCUGAACCAGUUGAAUCAAAACAGCUUUGGUUUGGCGGCUCCUCACAACCCAUAUGGCAUGCCUUCUAGCUACCCUGACGUCUCAGCGCCCGGUGAGGCCUUUCCUACUCUUCAGCCCUCGGGAGCUGAUCUGUCGUCAAUGGCCCCUCCUGCCAUCAACAUCGAUUUCGCACCUACAAAUGCCAAGCAAGGCGCUUUUGACACUCCUAAAUCGCGUAUGGAUCAGGACUCCCUGACUCCUCCGGACAGAGGCCGUCCUAGAUCUCGUCCUCGUGCAGUCACAGACCCUUUUCACCCUGGCGGAGGCUUGAUGAACCGCCAAGGCAAUGUCAAUAUCCUCUCAUCUUCUUUAGGUGCCGACUUGGGACCGCGAUCAGACUCUCGGUCUUUAUCCCCUCUCGAUAGACAAGCAGGCACUUCACCUUCUAGGAGGAGACAGUCUACUUCGGCAGUACCCAACAAUGUUAUUGCUCUGCGAUUGGCAGACCCCGAGUACCAGAACCCCCAGGACAGCGGCGCCGCCAAACGUGUUCAGAAGCACCCUGCUACUUUCCAAUGCACGCUAUGUCCCAAGCGAUUUACACGUGCUUACAACUUACGCUCACACUUGAGAACUCACACGGACGAGCGUCCUUUCGUGUGUACUGUGUGCGGAAAAGCCUUUGCAAGACAACACGAUCGCAAGCGACACGAGAGUCUUCACUCGGGUGAGAAGAAAUUCGUUUGCAAGGGUGACCUGAAGGUCGGAGGUCAAUGGGGUUGUGGCAGAAGAUUUGCUCGUGCUGAUGCCCUGGGCCGUCAUUUCCGAUCCGAAGCAGGCCGCAUCUGCAUCAAGCCCUUGUUAGACGAAGAGAUGAUGGAGCGUCAAAGGCUAUGGCAAGAGCAGCGGAUGCAACACAAUAUGGCACAGAGCAUGGCGGCUGCAUCCAAUAUGCCAAUGGAUGGCCCUGUUUAUCCUAUGGAUCCUUCGGGCAACCCCAUGCUCCCAGCGGCUCUCCUGGCUCAAUAUCCCGCACUGGCUCAGCUGAACUGGUCGACCCCAGACGUGAAUUCUGGCAUGGAAGACGAAGUUAGCGGCCGUUCAUCUUUCGAUGCCAGCGACUACGAUGAAAACGAAGACGGCGGAUACGUGAGCGGCCCCGGAACAGGGUUUGGCGAGGGCGGUAUGAGUCAAGGCUUUGGCGAGAUGGGAUACGCGAGUGAUUUCGGCGGCCGGUAG
This is a messenger RNA of Fusarium sp. VM40, 2169 nucleotides long. The record is from the annotation of a GenBank genome assembly. Lineage: Eukaryota; Fungi; Ascomycota; Sordariomycetes; Hypocreales; Nectriaceae.